Molecule: messenger RNA, 1094 nt
Organism: Batrachochytrium dendrobatidis JAM81
Lineage: Eukaryota; Fungi; Chytridiomycota; Chytridiomycetes; Rhizophydiales
Exons: 7
Coding region: 1-1062 (353 amino acids)
Source: RefSeq, a predicted model, not a curated record
AUGAAUGAGAAUGUCGCUCAUGUGCAGUGUGGCAUAGUUCUUCUUGAUUAUAACGACAUUAAAGACUCUUCAAAAAACCUGUCUGCUGCCAUAGCAGAAGCUUUUGGUAGUUCUCCUGGAUGCCUGGGUGCAUGUUUUGUCAAGAAUGUCCCUGGAUUUGCUGCCAUGCGUCAGCGUCUUCUACGCCUUGCAUCGGUGUUUGCUGCUCUGCCAGAGGAGCAGUUACAGGCUGUGACCCACACCAAGUCAUCAUAUCUGUUUGGAUGGUCUCAUGGCAAAGAGAUUAUGAAUGGCAAGCCUGAUACUGCCAAAGGAUCUUACUACAACAAUCCUAUUAGGGAUGUUCCACCCAUGUCUACCAACAGCGACUAUCUGGCUAAAUUCCCUGAAUAUGGCUAUCCCAAUGUGUGGCCAGAAAAGCUACCUGAGCUUCGUGAAGCCUUCAUGGAGCUUGGUCAACUCAUUGUUGAAGUAGGAAAACUCGUUAGUAUUCACUGCGACAAGUUUUUGGUCGAAAAGUAUCCCGACCUUCCAGCUCAUUUCAUGCAUGAAGCCAUUGACAAGUCGGACACAAUCAAGGCACGUUUGCUGCACUACUUUCCCAUUGAUGCCAAGUCUGCCGCUCCUACUCCAGAUGGUGGAAAUCUUGAUUCGUGGUGCGGUUUGCACAUUGAUCACAGUAUGCUGACGGGUCUAACCAGCGCCAUGUACUUUGACGAGUCCAAUGGAGAGUUCAAGGAGGCAGACAAAUCCAAUCCCGAGGUAGCAGAAGCACUUGGACCCGCAGGUCUUUACAUCCAAGGUCGUGGUGGGGAAUUUGUUCAGGUCAAGAUUCCAGCCGACUGUUUGGCAUUUCAAAUUGGUGAGGCUGCACAAGUCGGCAGUCGUGGCCUGCUGGUUGCUACACCCCAUUUGGUUCGUGGAGCAGCUUAUCCCGAUCUUGCACGAAACACAUUUGCAGUCUUUAUGCAGCCCAAUGUUGAUUACAAGCUUACUCCAGAAAAGACAUUCAAUGAUUUUACAAAAGAUGUCAUGGUUCGUCAUUAUGAUGGCAAGAUAUAAAAUGGAAUGUCAAAUGAAUCAGUUUAAAAAUU